This is a messenger RNA of Cottoperca gobio, 1859 nucleotides long. RefSeq names its product phosphatidylcholine transfer protein (gene pctp). The transcript is spliced from 6 exons. The coding region runs from base 28 to 669 and encodes 213 amino acids. The record is from RefSeq and is a predicted model, not a curated record. Gene Ontology annotation, molecular function: phosphatidylcholine binding; phosphatidylcholine intramembrane carrier activity. Lineage: Eukaryota; Metazoa; Chordata; Actinopteri; Perciformes; Bovichtidae.
UUUGUUGUGAGAGGAGCGCGAGCCGUCAUGUCGCUGCAGUUUACAGAUGAGGAGUUUCAGAGCGCGUGGAGGGAGCUGGAUGAGCCGCAGCUGGAGGGAGGAUGGGAGCUUUUCACCGAGACGAUGGGAGUCAAAAUCUACCGGCUCCAUGACAAGGAAACUGGACUUUAUGAGUACAAAAUCUUUGGUGUGCUCAACACCUGCAAUGCAGAGCUGUGUGCAGAGGUCUACAUGGACUUGACGUAUCGGAAACAUUGGGAUACAUAUGUGAAAGAGCUCUAUGAGAAGGACUUCAGUGGAAAUAAAGCAAUCUACUGGGAAGUAAAAUACCCGUUUCCCAUGUCAAACAGAGACUAUGUGUACAUGAGGGAGCGCAGAGACCUGGAUGUGGACGGCAGGAGGAUCUGGGUGAUUCUCGCCAGAAGUGCGCCAGAGACGCCGUGUGCAGAAAAGAGUGGCGUGCUGCGCGUCAAAGACUACAAGCAGAGCGUCGCCUUGGAGAGCGAUGGAGGCUGUGGAACUAAAGUUUUCAUGAAUUACUUCGACAACCCCGGUGGCAUGAUUCCUACCUGGCUGGUGAACUGGGCAGCGAAGACUGGGGUUCCAGGUUUCCUCACAGACAUGCAGAAGGCCUGCAGCAGCUACAGCAACUACUGCCAGAAGAAAUGAACGCAACUGACGGCACAAUGGCUCUGCACAAGAGCUCGGCUUUAUUUUUCUUGUUUUAAUCUUAGUUUUUCUUGAUGCUGGAUGAUCAAAUUUCUGUCUGGGGUGAAUGUGGUGUGGGCUGCUACUUGUGGUCGUAGCAUGCUGUAGACUCAGGCAUGAUGUGCAUGACCGGCUGUAGUAAUCAAUACUGUAUUGUCUUUUCUGUGCAAUUACUGUGAGGAAGCUGCAGAAUUUAGGAGCUGUUAGGAGUUUCAAAGUGGCAAUAGACAACUUGUACAGUUUCCAAGUGGUAUAAUUCCUGGCGCCGCUGUCUCAAAGACAACCGGAUCACUUUAUAUUCACUUUACUACCAGCCACUUAUUCACACCAUCAGGGGAAAAAGCAAGAAAUGUAUUCAAAUAUAUUAUAUUGUAAUUAAUUCACAUUGAUGCUCAGAGUAGAUUCAAGAUGAACGUUCUCCUCCUUCAUGCUAUUCACACGACACAGCGGAACGAAAUGACGGUGCAUCAGACUCACAGUACGCAGGCAGCUUCUCCGUCGCUGCAACCGACACAAACACGACGUUUUAUGCAAAUUAAUAUGCGAAUAAAUCUGCCGACUUUUAGCUAUUUGCUAGCUACUUAUAGCGGAAGAGAGUUGACGACGCUGCACAGUUUUCAACAGCAUCGUACUUUUUUAGAACCAAUCUAAACGCAGAUGCAGUCAUUAAUCUGUAGCCAUUACAUUGUGCAAUCAACAUUAACUUCAUAACGCAAAAAUAAUUAGUUUUUAAAGCUUUUAAUGUUUAGACAAAAUACUAAAAUGUAUUAAAACUUCGGGGACUACGUGGUAAAACUUCAAACUGCAGCUUGACGUUGUUUUAAAUGUGUUUACUUCACCUGAUGCAAUAGAUUCAUUGUACUGUAUGUUCUGGUCACACUGGAAUCUCCUCUUUCAAUCCAGUCAUUCGUUAUAAUGACGUGAACGUGACACGUCUGUCAAACCUUUGGAGGAAUGUUGCCUGAUCAUGUUCUGUUCUGAUUUAUUAUGGGUGCAUAUGAUUAAAGAUCUGAGAUAUUACUAUUGAUUUAGGCUGUACCUCAGUGCUCUGCUUGAUGCAGGUGCAUAUGGUUUAAUCUGCUCAUGCAAAGCCUAUUACUGUGUAAUAUUGCUGUUUUAUUGAAAUGAAUAAACUUGAAACUAAAUUGAAA